AUGCCUCUCACAACAUCCGAUGAGGAUGCUGCAACGCUUUCCUCCCAAGAGCAAUCUUCUUCUACCUGGAAGCGUUUCAGCGCCCGUCUCAGUGGUGCCUUUAGCGGCGCAGACCCCCGAGUCUGCGUCGCUUUCUGGCUCUUCGGCCUUAUCAACAAUGUCCUAUAUGUCAUCAUCCUCUCCGCAGCCGUAGAUUUAGUCGGACCCGAUAUACCUAAAGGCGUCGUUCUCCUCGCGGACGUGAUUCCGUCAUUCGCAACCAAGCUUCUCGCCCCGUACUUCAUCCAUCUGGUCCCCUAUUGGGUACGCGUCCUGAUUUUUGCCUUCCUGUCAUUCGUGGGCAUGCUGAUAGUCGCUAUGAGCCCAGGCUAUACCGACGGAGGAACGAUAUCGUCCAAGAUUGCGGGAAUCGUCCUGGCUAGCCUUUCUUGCGGCGCUGGGGAGCUGAGCUUUGUGGGUCUCACGCACUUCUAUGGCCCGUUCAGUCUGGCUGCGUGGGGGAGUGGCACUGGCGCUGCUGGGUUGAUCGGAGCUGGUGCUUAUGCCCUCGCAACUUCGGCGCUGGGUUUCUCUGUUCAUGUCACGUUGUUGGUUUCGGCCUGCUUACCGGCAAUUAUGGUCAUAAGCUUCUUUGUCGUUCUACCCAGGUCCUCUCUGCGAUCUACUGAAUCAGGCCCUGAUAGGUAUCGCGUCGUUGAAGGCGGGAACCAGGUAGAGGAAGAUGAAAUGGAUGAUGGCGCUGGCCGAGAAGACGAGGGGCUGUUGGGAGUGUCGCACAACUCCCCCGCCCGCAAGUCUAUCCAUGUCAACCAAGGCCGUUCCUGGCAGGACCAGACACGCAUAAAUUUACGUCGCAUCAGGGGACUGUUCAUUCCUUUCAUGGUCCCCAUGCUACUGGUCUACAUCGCUGAGUACGUGAUAAACCAAGGUGUGGCUCCAACACUGCUUUUCCCACUGAGAGAAUCGCCCUUUGAGCACUUCCGCUCUUUCUACCCUACCUAUAAUGCCAUCUAUCAGGUUGGCGUCUUCAUAUCCCGCUCCUCAACCCCAUUCUACCGCAUCCAUAAUCUGUACCUGCCGUCUCUCCUGCAGGUGGUCAAUCUUGUGUUGCUCACCCUCCAUGCUCUGUUUGAUUUUAUCCCCAGCGUAUGGCUUGUGUUCAUCAUUGUUUUUUGGGAAGGCCUCCUGGGUGGAGUGGUAUAUGUCAAUACCUUUGCUGAGAUCGCCGAUCGUGUUCCUAAGGAGGACCGUGAAUUUUCAUUGGGGGCUACCACUGUCAGUGACUCGGCCGGUAUCUGCAUCGCGGGCUUCCUCAGUAUGGGGUGGGAGGUCUCGUUGUGCAAUUGGCAGGUUGGACAUGGGCACCACGUCUUAGGGAGACCCUCGACCCGCCUCCGCAAGAUCCAAGUAUUUGCAGUUGUCUCUUUCUGGUCAGUAUACUUAUUAAGAGCAGAUAAACAUGGCCCACCGUUUAUUCGAUCCCUAUCGUCCCGCUUCACGGGAAAAUUGACAACAUGGCAGACAACUGUUAUCAUAUUCCUCUGGCUCUACCUCAGCCGGAACUUUGCCAAGAUUGUCGGACUCGAAUGUCCUGAACCAUUGGCAAACAUGUACUCGCGGUCCUUCUUUCGAGCAACGUGGAUUACCACUGGUUUGGACGCUGGAUUUUGGACCGCGAUGAACAUAAAGCCAAAAUGGUUACGAGAUAUAGCCUCACUAGUCUUCACAGCUUACUAUUUGAUUGCGGCUGAACAGGCUGAUGAGAAAGUCCGCCGGGUCCGUGCUACCCUGACACUGGAGCACCUGCGCGUGUCUUGGAACAAAGCCACCAGCCCCUAUCUGUGGUCAUUGGCGAAACUGCUACGGCCGCGAAUGACUCAAUUCCCGGCUCGAGCGAUUCGUAUUCCUCGCCCGGGGCAGUCUGUUUACACCGAUCCAGUGAAUGCGUGGCUGUAUUUCGAUGGUCCGCUAAGUGCGCUCCGAGAUCAGAGUCUCAUUGUCUUGGAUGUACCUGGCGGUGGGUUUGUGGCUAUGAGUCCCAGAAACUCAGAGGACAAGCUAUUGUCUUGGGCAGGACGGCUAAAGGUUCCCAUUCUCAGCGUUGAUUACAAGAAGGCACCAGAGUUCGCAUACCCAUAUGCGCUGCACGAAUGCUAUGAUAUCUACCAUAGCAUCAUUGCCACAAACGGUCGUUGCAUGGGGCUGAGUGGUAAGACUCGUCCUCGGAUUCUCGUCACAGGUGAAAGUGCUGGUGGAAACCUGGCAGUGGGCAUGACUUUGAUGGUGUUGCAGUCUGCGACGUCUCAGGGCUGGCGUGGCGAUGAUGUGCUUCCAGCCCCGGAUGGUGUGGUUUUGGGAUACCCUGCGUUGAAUAUGAGGGUUGAGAGCUGGAUGAGUGAUGAACAGAUGUCACUGAUCCAGGAGAAGAGCACGCGCCAGACAAACCGCAGUGUUCUGCAGCGGAAACAAGAUCAAUACCGUAAACUCACACCAUUCACAUCGCCAGGUCACUCGGUCGAGGAUCUAACUGCUAUCUCACCACCGGAGAAGGUGAAGAAUAAUAAAGAAGCCAAUGUGGCCACUGAAGCAGCCAAAGCACUGGAAAAGAAACUCGAAAAGAGCGAGGACUUAGCCCCGAAGCCUGUUGCUAAAGCAGAAGACGAAGUCAAACCAAUCAAGACUAGACUAGCCGUCUCGUCUAUGAUCACCUACGUCCACGACCGCAUCCUCACUCCUGAAAUGACACGUGCGAUGAUUAUUCUAUACAUCGGACCCCACCAUCGCCCUGACUUCAAUACCGAUUUCUUCCUGUCUCCCGUCCUGGCUCCAGAUGCACUACUUGCUCGCUUCCCCAAAACAUACAUCAUGACGGGAGAGCGGGAUCCUCUGGUUGAUGACACGGUAAUAUUUGCAGGCAGACUGCGCCAAGCAAAGCUCCAUCACUUCCGUGAGCGCCAGGACCUGGGAUUGGAGAGGUCUAACCGUCCCUUCAAUGAGAGAGACUACGUUGAAAUCUCUCUUAUACCUGAUGGCUGGCUUCUUCCCGACGCAUGGAAGUAUAUCCAUCGCAGCGCGGACUGGCUUGAGAGUCUGUCUCAGAAGACCAAGAUUGAUGAUCUCGAGACGGACCUACUUUACGCUGACCGAGGUGUGGAUGGUUCAAAUGCCAAUACUACCCUUAAAUGGUCCGGCCUGCGGAAGUUGAAGCAAAUGCUCCAAAGAAUGGUCUUCACGGGCGAGUCUUCGGGUGAUGACGAUAGACCGCUGGAAAUGAGCAUGAGCAAGAUCACAUCCGUUGCCGGUAGUGAGGAUGCAUUGACAUCAAAGCCUGAACACCGCACGCGGCGGAGGAGAUCACGUUCCUCUUUUGCUUCCUCGCGAGUCACCGGUUUUACAUCGUUGGGCGAUGACCGCAAUGCUAAGGAGGAUUUCAUCGCUAAGCUCCGAUGCUUGGAGAGAGCGGCUCGUUCGCCGAACCGUUUCGAUCCUGAUGAAACGAAUAGUGCUCCUGAAAGCCCUGGUGCAGUCCGUCCGAGAGGACGAAGCAUCGCUUCUCUUGACAGUGAAGAGGAUUUGCUUGAUCGCCGAAUGAAUGGGCUUGCUGGUGGAUUGAUGGGGAUCGGUGAAGGAGCACAGACUCCUGGGCUGUGA
This is a messenger RNA of Penicillium mononematosum, 3651 nucleotides long. RefSeq lists its product as uncharacterized. The coding region runs from base 1 to 3651 and encodes 1216 amino acids. Gene Ontology annotation, molecular function: sterol ester esterase activity; triacylglycerol lipase activity. NCBI's taxonomy places the organism in Eukaryota, Fungi, Ascomycota, Eurotiomycetes, Eurotiales, Aspergillaceae. Gene Ontology annotation, biological process: triglyceride catabolic process. The record is from RefSeq and is a predicted model, not a curated record. The transcript is spliced from 7 exons. Gene Ontology annotation, cellular component: cytosol; membrane.